ACGUCACCGGUGCAGGCAGAACAUCCCAGAAGUCGUCGCCGGAUAACGAUGGUUUCAAGAGGCAUAGCAUGUGUUGACUGCACCAUCAAAUGCGAGAGAUCUCACGGGAAGCAGCCAACACUUAUCGACCGCUUCUUUAAAAUCAUGUUCGGCAAAGACUGCUCACAAUUUCUGUGCUUGCCUCCGGGAUCUGCAAAAAUAAUGAAGCACUUGACUAAUCAGGAAACACAAAUUGUGGAUGUAAAUGGGCAGAAAUGGUCUGUAACACUUUCCCUUGUCAAAGGCUCCCUUGCAUUUAAAAGGGGUUGGCAAAAGUUUUUUCAAGACCACGGUCUCAAAGCAGGAGAGUUCUUGGUAUUUGAGUACUAUGGGGAAAGUGAUUUUAUUGUUCAAAUCUAUGGAAAAAGCGCCCGUGAGAGAACAAACUUCAGUUAUAACAUGGCUCGCCAGGGCAAAAAACGUGGAAGAGACCCUGGAACAGCUUCAGAAGAUGAAUCAUGUGGGAUAGUUGGUGUAAAUUCAAGCGAUGAAUUAAUCUCGAUCACUGGAGAUGAAUUUCAAAACCGUAAAACCAUGCAUGUGGUUAAAAGUGCUGGCUUGGGGGUUUCAGAACUUCUUCCGAUACCUGUGGACAUUGAGGAUCCAAUUUGUAUAAUCAACAAUAGUGAUUGGUAUCACGAAGAACAUAGGAAUUCCUUAUAUGACUUAAGCUUUGAGAUGGAAUACAAAACAUCAGAUGCAAAGGAAUGUGAGAGAGCUGUAAUCACAAUGUUAGACCCUCAUACUGAAACUGAACAGCAUGAUGCCAACUUAGAUAAUGCAUCAGGCCCAAAAUUAUCCCUUUCUUAUAAUCAGGUUCUGGAACUGACCAACCCAGCUCAAGCGGAGCAGACUAAGACAUAUGCAGAGAAUGCUGAAGUGGCUGUGAACAAGGAAACUCUUAUCACAAGUAACAGUGCUGAACUUUCUAGUGACAAGUUGGUGAAAGCUUUGCAUGUGAAAACAGCCCUUUCUCAUACAGUAAAUGGAAAUGAGAUUAAAGAGAAUGUGGAUGACACUCAAAUGGCUCCGCAUUCACAUCAAGAGGGUGGCCAGUCUGGUGGUGAUUUCAAGAACAAGUUUUAUGAGAAAACUUCUGAUAACAGAAAAAUGAAGAAGGGCGAGUUGGAUAAUGUUUGCAGUUUCCAAGAUGUGAUACCUGUUGCACUAGACAAAGCACAACCCAUAAGCAAAUCUCCUUUCAUAAAGAUUGCAAAAAGGGAACAUGCUUCCGUCUCCACUUCAACUGUCAAAAAUCCAUUAGGACUACAUGCUACUACUAUUACGAAAGGUAUCAAGAUGGAGGACAAAGACAAUGUGUUUCCUCAAUUACCAAGUGGUGGAAAGGAGCCACCAAUGACAUGGAACGAACCCCAGAUGAUUUCUCCACUAGUAGUAAAAACUGAACCUGAUCUGCCAUAUGAAACAGACCAAUUGGAUACUACCAAUCCCUUUUUACCUCCAUUUUCAGCUGAAAUAGAGAGCAAACUAUACCUGAUGAUGGUGAAAGAUGUGUAUAUUGGGCUUAUCAUAUUUCUUAAAUUGCAACCUCUAAAAAGCAUUUAUGAUCCUUGA
Salvia hispanica is the source of this 1614-nucleotide messenger RNA. The record is from RefSeq and is a predicted model, not a curated record. NCBI's taxonomy places the organism in Eukaryota, Viridiplantae, Streptophyta, Magnoliopsida, Lamiales, Lamiaceae.